Nicotiana tabacum (common tobacco) is the source of this 1818-nucleotide messenger RNA. The record is from RefSeq and is a predicted model, not a curated record. NCBI's taxonomy places the organism in Eukaryota, Viridiplantae, Streptophyta, Magnoliopsida, Solanales, Solanaceae.
AUGACCGGUUCAGAGAACAGUGCCGAAUCAGACGGAAUGGCACAACAGAUGCUGAAAGAAGCACUUGAGAAGAUAGAAAGGAUGGGGCUAGAAAUGCGUCAAAUGCAGUUAGCCCUAGCCAAGGUACAAAAGGAACCCGAAUCAUCCAUUGCCCCUCAUCUUCCAUCGGGGCAUACUCCGGAAUAUCCUCACCACGACCCUUCAGCAAAUCAGCAUUACUCUCAAGAAAGGGGCCAUUAUGAUACCCAAGCUCCCCCACCAAAUACGAACCCUCCACCACCAAGUGCGCCAAUUUUUAUGGCACCACCCCCACUGCAAAGGCCUCUGAAUGAGCCGUUGUUCCAAGCUCAUGACACACAAUACUUCCCUCCUGAACCUACAUUCAAAGCACCUGAGCCAUAUGCUUAUAAACCCCACUUUGAGAUCCCGGUGGAAAUUGAAAGGCCGGACAGGAGCGCAGAGCAGGACGAGUUGACACGGAAGUUCAAAAGCCUGGAGCAGUCCUUCAGGAGCAAGCAUGGUUUAGAUAAUCAUGUCAGUAUGGCAUACAAGGAUCUGUGCCCUUUCCCUAAUGCCCGACUGCCUGCCGGGUUCAAGAUGCCAAAGUUUGAUCUAUAUGAGGGGCAUGGCGAUCCUGUAGCACAUUUACGGGGUUUUUGUAAUACGAUGAGAGGAGCGGGAGGCAAAGAAGAGCUACUGAUAGCUUACUUCAGCCAGAGUUUGAAGGGGGCAGCGUUGGAAUGGUAUACCCGCCAAGAUCCCAGCAAGUGGUACACCUGGGACGAUCUCACACAAGCUUUCACAGCUCAAUUCCACUACAAUCUUGAGAUAGUCCCUGACCGCCUCACCAUACAGAAAACCAGACAGAAGCCCGGGGAGAGUUUCCGUGAAUUUGGUUUCCGAUGGAGAGAUCAGGCAGCAAGGGUGGAUCCUCCCAUGAAGGAAGGAGAGAUGGUAGACUACUUCCUACAAACACUGGAGCCGACUUACUUUGGUCACUUGGUGACAACGGUCGGUAAAUCAUUCAACGAAGUAGUAAAGAUAGGGUCCAUGAUAGAAGAAGGGUUGAGAGCUGACAGACUCUUGAAUUACUCAGCACUCAAGGCGACGACCCAUGCGAUUCAAGGCGGAACGGGGGGUGCUCCAGGAAGGAGAAAGAAAGAAGAAGUUGCUACAGCAGAAACCAGCACUUGGUCCAAGCCCAACUACCCAGCACCUCCACAUACCCCAUAUAAUCCUCCUCCACAACAUUACUAUCCACCACCAGAACCGCACUUCUCUGUUUACCAAGCUCAGACAUACACUCAACCCCCGGCACACCCGCAAUGGCGUGCGCCGAUUCCCCAAAUCACAUAUCCACCUCCACAAAACACCUAUCUACCUCCACAAAACACGUAUCCGCCACCAAGAGCCUACAGGAACCCUCCAGGAGCAGGUGGCCGGGGAAAUCAAGCCUUCAGAAAUGAAAGGGUGCAAAGACGGACCUAUACUGAAUUGGGAGAAACUUAUACCGCCUUAUUCCACAAAUUAAGGCAGUUGGGUUUGUUGAGUCCCGUGGAGAAUAGGUUGCCAAAUCCCCCACCCCCGAAUGUGGACCGAUCGCUAAGCUGCGAGUACUGCUCAGGAAUGCUGGGGCAUGAUACGGAGAAAUGUUGGAAGCUAAAGCGUGCGAUACAGGAUCUUAUUGAUGCCAACAAAAUUGAGGUUCAGGCGCCGGAGAAAGAAAAAUCGAUCAGCAAGAAAGCAGUCAGACAGAUGGAAGAAAGGGACGUCAAGCCAGAUGGGGUUGAGCCAAGGUUUUCUCUUUACUGGUUCUGA